GUUAACAAGUUGUUAUAGUUCAAAUUAACAGAUAAUAGUUUUAUUUAUAUUUUAGUAUUUUAUAUUGAAUACAGGAAUAGGUUUUUCCUGAUGGCUUAUAUUAAUAAGAAAUUAGAAUCGAAAUCGAUGUUCAUUAUUUUUUUUUAAAUUUUAUUUUAUAUUUAAAUUUUAAUAAUGUGUGAGAUUACUUGUGAGAAUUUUUAUUCCACAUUACCGGUCAUCGAAGACGCAAUCAAAAAAUCUGCUUUUAUUAGCUUAGAUAUGGAAUUUUCCAAAUUAUAUGACAAUGUAUCAAAACCGUUUAGUUUAUUUGAUACGACUGAAGAACGAUAUAAAAAAUUGCGCCAACAAGUAUCUGAUAUAACCUGUAUACAGUUAGGUAUAGCCAUUUAUGUUUAUGAUGCCGAUCACAGAACAUUUAAUAUGAGUACUUACUCAUUUUAUACCUACCCUCAGACAUUUUAUAAAUCUGAUAGUGUGGUAAAUUUUCAAACAUCAUGUGUUGAAUUUUUAUGUAAACAUAAUUUUGAUUUUAAUAAGUUGUUUCAUAGCAGAGUACCAUAUUUAACUAAUGAACAAGAAUUAAAAAUAAAGUCAGAAAUGUUGGAUGAAUUAUUUUUUGAUAAAUAUUUUGAAACUAAUUUAAAAUUUCGUUCUAUUGAAGAAGAAUUGAUGAAAAUUUUAAAAAUUGUUUCUGAAUGGUAUGAUACAGCCAACUAUGGAGAGCAGACAUUUUUAGAAAUAAAUGGAUGCAAUGAACCUGCAUAUAUUAUCCUAAUGCAAUAUUAUCUUCUGAAAAAGUUAAAAUAUAUACUUAUAGAUGAAAGUCAUUUAGGAUUAAAUAUUACAAAAAUAAAAGGUAAUACAAACUCGGAAACAUUAAACAGUUCAAUUUACGAAAAUUUAAAACUAAAUUUAUUAAAUAAAAUGAUGGGUAUCAAGUAUUUAAUAACACUAAUAUCAAAGUUGAAAAAACCAUUAAUUGGGCAUAACUGUGCUUUGGAUAUUUUAAUUUUAUCCAACCAAUUUUUCACACCCUUACCUGAAAACUUCAAAGAUUUCCAAAAUUUUGUAUCUAACAAUUUUGGUCCAAUUUAUGAUACUAAAUUAUUAUGUAAGGAAGUGAAACGUAUAGUAUCUAAAAAUGAUAAGUGGAUGGGAAGUUCUCUCUCAGAAAUAUAUUCAUAUUUAAAAGAUGGAGAGGGUAAAAGAUAUUCAAAUAAUAUGCAUAUUCAACUGACUGGUAUUGAAGAACCUCAAAACAUGAAAUUACACCAUGCUGGGUGGGAUGCCUAUUAUACUGGUUAUUGUUUUAUUAAAAUGAUUCACAUUAUUAAAAGCUUUUCUUGUAAAACUGAAGAAACAAAUAUAAGAUAUACUUUAACAGAACUUUUGAAAUCAAUAGAAUUUUCUAAAAACAAAUUAUUCACCAGUCGAUCAAUGUCAAAUAUUUUGGAUUUGGAAGCUGAUGACCACCAUAAUCAGACAAAUUAUUUAAUUAUUCAGAAUAAAGGAACUUUUUAUAAAGCUUUGGAUUUAAAAAAACUUAAACAUGAUCUCAAACAAAUUUGUAAUUUUGAUUUAAAAUUACUUUCAAACUAUACUGCAUUGGUUGCCUUCCCUUUCAUGCAUAGCCGUAUCAUUUAUAAACUAAAGACAAACUACAGCGUACAAAAUUAUUCAAAAUACCAAAAGAAAAAAAGAAACAAACAAAUUAUUGGCUUCGGUUUAGCUAUAAUAACUACUUGUGUAACAAUUAUAAAAUAUUUAAGGAAAUAAUUAAAGAUUUAAGUGUUAGUUUGCGGUGGUUGUUUCUGGACACCAAGAACACGAACAGACGAACAUCUGCCGUGAUAAUGAAGACUUGAAGGUUGGAACAAGUUCAAGCAUCGACAGCAAUCUAUAAACUAUAAUAUUAUAUUAUUAUAUUUAUAGGUAUAUUAUGUUUAUGUACUCUGUGGCCUUAGAUAUACCAACUGUGUAUAUAGCCUGUAAAAUAAAGUAGUUUCAACUUUUAUUACUCUAAGCAGUAAGUUGCAAAUUGCAAUGCAACCAACAAUAAAAAUAAUACACAUAUUUUAUAAUAUUCUACGAUUUCAAACGUGAUUUAAAAUAGGUACUGUUCCUAGACUCCUAGUUAGUAGUUAUUUUCAACUUAAAAUAACUAUUGUGCCAUUGCUUAUGAUUAUGAAUAUUGUAAUGUAAUUUAAUUAUGUUAACAACAUUUUAACAUACCUAAUCAAAGAAUACAGAAAGGUUACAUACUUACAUGUACCUAUAGAUAUUUUUAUUGUAUAUUACUCAAUAUUAGUAUAUAAGAUAUAACUAUUACUAUUGAGGGCAUUUUAACCUUUAAAUAGUCUAAAUUCUAACGUAAUGUUGUCUUAUGAUUAGGGAUUACUGGCUUGGGGGCAACGUAACCUUGAAUGAACGAUGAUUAUAUUUAAUGGCGUGGUUAUUUUAGCUAAUGUUCAAUUAACUAAUUAACAAACUAACUACGGAAAUUGUUUAUAAAAAGUGAGCAAGUGUGUACCACAGCUGUACAACGUAUAUACAAUAUACAGUAGGUGUCUAUAGUAGUUCCCAACAAUGGAUGUGUUAAAUUUGAAUUCAAUAAUCUAUUGCUUUAUCAUUAUAUACAAAAAACAAUUCUGAGUGGAAGCAG
Messenger RNA from Rhopalosiphum padi (bird cherry-oat aphid), 2665 nucleotides. RefSeq names its product pre-piRNA 3'-exonuclease trimmer-like. The coding region runs from base 175 to 1779 and encodes 534 amino acids. The transcript is spliced from 13 exons. Gene Ontology annotation, biological process: nuclear-transcribed mRNA poly(A) tail shortening. NCBI's taxonomy places the organism in Eukaryota, Metazoa, Arthropoda, Insecta, Hemiptera, Aphididae. Gene Ontology annotation, molecular function: poly(A)-specific ribonuclease activity; RNA binding. Gene Ontology annotation, cellular component: cytoplasm; endoplasmic reticulum. The record is from RefSeq and is a predicted model, not a curated record.